CCCAUCUCGAGGUUGUGCAUGUCAACAACCGUCGACAUACAACGGAAACCAACAAAAAAUUGCCUUAAACCCAUUGAUUUAGGUAAUCAUUCAAAUCUGAGUAUAGAUACAAGAUAUCACACGAGUCUUGGUAUCAAGUAAGCGUUGCCCCCUUUUCCUAAUCUCAACCUCGUCGCCCCUAUCUCGACGCUUCUAACGCACACCAAAGAGACGCAGCUCUAGCCAAACAUCGCUGCCGAAAAAGCUUCCUGGCGCUAAUAACCCAGCCGAUCAGCUAUAGAAUAGCGAUCUACCCCUAGAGUCAAGCAACGACAAGUCUUCUGCUGGACAGCAGAUCAGCACACAUAGAAAGAUAGAAUAGACACAUAACCAGAGCAUCACCGUCGACAUAAACAACAGCAACCAUGGCUCCCACGUGUAACAACGCCUUGGUCCGGCCUUACGCUACCGUCGAUCAGCUGCGCUACUACAACUGGCAGCCCGCGUCCCCCAACCCACGUAGCUCCAACGACGCUGCUGCACACAGGGCCUUCUACUCGGUGCCGCCAGGAAUCUAUCCUAACAACACCGCCCUUCUCUGCCGCCACCCGCCACGCGCUGCUCGCGCCUCUUCCGUCCAAAUCUACCAGAGCCUAGGCCUAACCCAGCGGGACGCCGACUGGCUCCUCACGCGCGCCGCCGAGCCAGUCUACACCGAGCUAUCCGAACUGCCGCCCGCCGCCGAGCACGUCCACGACGCAUGCGCUCUGUGCACGGGGGACGACGGCCUGCACGACGCGACCUUCCUCUGCGGCUUCCACUUCUGCCUGGCGGUCGGCGCGCACACGCCCUCCGACUUCGAGGUCCUGGCCUGCCUGCGCAUGGGCGACCGGUCUGACGGCGGCAUCCGGUGCAGCGGAGACCCGUUCCGUAUGGUGUCGACUCUGACUAGAAUCAAGAACUUGCUUGUUAACAGCACACCUGACUACGAGCACACCUCGCGGCAGGUCAUGUCUAAUCGGGGCUUGUUCGGGGCGGUAGGAGAUGACCGCCCAGCGCACUAGGCUGGGUCUGUCUGCACUGCGAUGCUGCCGGGCAAAGAGUGCGAGACGGAGACGGAGGCUGUUUUGUUUUGUUUUGUUUUUGUUUUUUUGGGGUUUAGAGUAUUAAUGCUUUCUUGCUUUGAGAUAUUGCUUCGGGAUUGCCCGCUUGCUUUUCUUUCCUGCUUGGAUUUUUGGGGGGGUUAUGGUAGGAUACAUAGGAGAAAGGAAACUGGAAAGGGGGAAUGAGUACUAAAAAAGAAAGAAAAAAAAAGGGGGAGAGGUUGGAGGUUAGAGGCUGGAGAUCUAGGUUUCUGAAAACCUCAGUGGAUGACAGACCUGGAACACUGGAUUAUAUGGCAUCGGGACGAACCGAAACGAUCUCGGCCAUAGGCGUUGGUUCGACUAAGAUCCAACGAACGGAUUAGUUACUCACAGUUGGAAACCAUGGGCAAAACUUGGCCUAGCUGGUUUCCCCCUGACGUGAACUGAUCCCUAAACUAGUACAUGUAUCUAUCUACUCUGAGGUUUCUCUUUUUAGUAGGAC
This is a messenger RNA of Daldinia decipiens, 1566 nucleotides long. RefSeq lists its product as uncharacterized. NCBI's taxonomy places the organism in Eukaryota, Fungi, Ascomycota, Sordariomycetes, Xylariales, Hypoxylaceae. The coding region runs from base 405 to 1043 and encodes 212 amino acids. The record is from RefSeq and is a predicted model, not a curated record. The transcript has a single exon.